Dreissena polymorpha is the source of this 5666-nucleotide messenger RNA. RefSeq lists its product as uncharacterized. Gene Ontology annotation, molecular function: cysteine-type deubiquitinase activity. Lineage: Eukaryota; Metazoa; Mollusca; Bivalvia; Myida; Dreissenidae. The record is from RefSeq and is a predicted model, not a curated record. The transcript has 8 exons. Gene Ontology annotation, biological process: protein deubiquitination. Bases 968 to 4483 code for a protein of 1171 amino acids.
UUAUUAUGUUUGUUGUAUGUGCUUUUUAUUGUUAAAUUAUAUAAUAAAAUAUAUCAUAAAGGACAUUAUAGCAAGUGGCAGCGAGUACAUACAUUACCUUUUUCUAACGUAAACAUUCUAACAUUUAUUCGUUUACUUUGCAUAUAAAUAGUUUUUAUGUUUUGAUUGUUGUUUACUGAUGACUAAUAAACAUGCAACCGAAGAACCGUCGGUACAGUUAAAUUAUUGACUAGCAUAUUUCGGAUAGACUAGUUCCAAUGUCCACUGGUAAUGAAAUUGCACAAUCAUUGAAUUGUGAAACGCGAUGGCGUAAUAAAAAAGCAAGCAUUUAACAUUGGAAUGUCCGAUUGAAACUUUCGAAUUGAAUUUCUAUACUGUGCAUUCGUGUAUUACCAAUCACGUGCUGAAGGUUUUAUUAUUAAAAAACGAAAUGGAAUUAACAAGUUUGUUUGUUUAAGUAUGAUUUAAAAAAAUGCUUCAACAUGUCGCAUACACUUUGCAAAAGACGUGGACAUUAUGUAAAUAAUACGGCAUAUUCUAGGGAAAUGUGACUUUCGGUUUUUUUCUAAAAUUAUAUUUUUUUAACAUUUCAAGCUUCGAACAGUUAGGCUUAAACAUACACGUAAGGUAACAUCCAGAUUGCAUAUGUAUGUGUUUAAAAUAUAUGUUAUCUAUCAUAUUUGAUACAAUAACUGUGUCAAGUGCUUAACGUACACGUUUUUAUCUUUCAAACGAGGAUUUAACCGAAUAAACCCACAAUCCUUGAGAAGGAUUGCACGUUUAAUACCAACAUAUUUUCUGAAGAAAUAACAAGAAAAAUCCGUUCAAAGUAUCAAAAUAAAGUUAUGCAUAGGGUCGAAACAGCAAUUCUGCCAUGUGCGGGAAGUAUGCUUAACUAAAAAGUGUGUUAAAUACUGCAAAAUCCCCAAAUAAGCCGUUCGAAAACUUUCAUGCAAUAAAAUGAACCAUGACAGACCAGAAUGUAUUUCGCAUAGUUGUCUGCUACACAUCACGUGGUCGUUUGUCUGAAACUCGCGGUUUAUCUGAAGGUCCAGUCAUAACCGAACUACCUGACGAUUAUGAGGUUGACAACGUUAAAGCUAUUAAAGGCGUAAAUGCCUCUACAAACGAUUCGAAUGAUAACAUUGAUACUAAUACAGACGUCGCAGCUAACUCUCUAGCCAAUGAUGAUAAUGCUUUAAAUACGAAUGCCCGUGCAAAACCUGUAGAAAACAAGCAAUCAGGACGUGCUUAUACUGAUUUGGUUGAUUUCGAAGAAACUGGUGAAAAAACGGGCGAUAAAUGUAAGCCUAAACAUGAAGAUGAUGAUGUGCAUUGCAACUUAGGACUUGAAGUUACAACCAACGAAAUGCCGUCUAGACAUCCUUCCAAUUUCAUAAGAAGUAACGACAGAGAUUUCACUAAUGAUCCAACGAAGCACGAUACAAAAGAACUCGAAGUCGAAUCACCCACCGCACAUGAAAGCGAUUUCAACGACAGUUCUAAACCACCUGGGUCCGCAAACAGGAAUGGUACCCAUCUUUCUAACGCUUAUCAUCCAGAUGGCAUACAUAAUACCGAUUCUUCUCAAUUGGCGACUGCGGUGCCAAAACAGAAUGCAUGGAAUGCUACAUUUGGUGACAACGACCACAAACAUCGAACAGAACGUGCACGUGUGGAGCCUUUUGUCCUUUCUAGUGCUAGUAAACCAGUUACAGCUAAAGACGCCCACCGCAUUGAGGCUGUUACGUCACAACACGGGCAUUCAAACCAAGACACGAAUGACGAACAUAUAGCCAUAUGUCCAACAUGCGCCGAACAGAAAUACUGUAAACAUAAAGAAAUUAAGGAAAUGCAUGAACAGUGUUGUCAUGGUUGUUAUCAUUUACUGAUCCGAUGCACAAGUUGUAAGAAAAUUUUUUCAGAAGAAGAGCUCCUAACGUUAACAGAAAAGCGUUCUGCAAAACUAAACAAAAAUGCAAUCCCACGGAAGUCCAAACGUUCGUUUGUAGAAGCCAAGGAGACGCCGAAGACACCAUCUACAAAAGAGAAAGAUCCUUCCACUAACAGUUUAGACCCGCAGUGUUUGUUCGAUGAUCUGGUUGCAUCUGUCGGCCUGACUGUGAAGAACGUCAGCGCAGACGGCAACUGCAUGUUCACCGCAAUGGUGGAUCAAUUGCGUAUCCAUGGAAACUUUACAUACACGCCGCGUAUGCUACGUGCCGCUGUUGUUGGGUUCUUGCGACAGAAUCCUCAAUUGGACCACGACACACAUCUGCAGGAGUUCGUCGAAGAGCCGUGGGAGAAGUACUUGGACAAUAUGAGUCAGGACGGACACUGGGGAGACCACGUCGUAAUACGCGGUCUAGCAAAUCUCUUGAACACCAAAAUACGAAUUUAUCGAGAGUUUUACAACGGUCUCAAUACAACGGAUACUUUACCUGACAACGUAAAAGAACGAAGUUCCAGACCAGACAAAGAUGUCACACAAUAUCGGUCAGUUGAGACUGACGAAGCUUCCAGCGUAAUUAAUCUUGGCCACGUAUACGACAUGCACUAUGUAAGCCUUCGACCACAAAAAUGGAAGGAAACAUUAUUUCAAGAAAAUGAUAGAGAAGGGUGUGAUUCGACAUGUCCAGCAGGUAUCGUGAAUGUUUUUGAAGUUCCAACUGAACAUAUGUCUUUCGCCAUUAAAUAUUGUGUAAGGCAGCUGUCGACCUUACCGCCCUUGGAUUUGAAUGCAAUGCGCAUAGAUUUACAGAUGCAUGAAGGAAAUAUAGUUCACAAUGAGCACCACGACGUUCUUUAUGAGUAUACAUCCGCAACACAAAAAUCAUCCGACAUUAACAAUGUCGUGGCGUUUGUAAGUCCAACUGACACCGUCGUCAUUAGUCAGUCUGCGCCCAUCCCAACUGAGUAUAGAUACUACUUAGAGCCUGUCAUAAAUACAAACACCUCGGUUUGGCUACGACCAACCGAACCCACAGUUUGGAAACGAUGCCUCAAUGACGAUAAUUAUCUUCGCAUUAUUUACCCGACCAGAAAUCCCGAUGCUCGACAAAAAUGCUGCAUGGCAUUCUUUUGCGAAAUGCCGGAAAACAUGUUAUCUCAGUGGCUUACACGGAAAAGGCCACACAGUUGGCCGUCGGUAACGGUCGUAAAAGACGUGUUACAUAAAGGUUUUAGACUGAUUCCCGCGCCGUCAGUUUCAUCGUAUGACUGGCAGUAUGAUUUCAGGUGUGCUGAGAAUAUAAUCGUAGAAAACGCCAUGAACAAGGAUCAAAAGGAAUGCUUCAAAAUUACCCAGUUUAUUUUGAACGAAGCAAUGGUUACCGAAUCGCUACCGUAUGUCGCCAUUAAACACGCGUUCUUCUUCCAUUGUGAACAAACAACAGAUGAUGAAUGGAAGCAUAACCCAGCAGCGUGUGUUGUGUCAUUCUUCGACCAACUAUUAAGUUUUAACUCAUCAAGAAAAGACUUCUUUCCAAACUUCUUUGAAGGUGCUAAUGGUCCGACGUAUUAUGGUUUCAAAAUAGAAAAUCAACGUGUUUUACAGAAUCGACUUCUUGCUGCGAAACAACAUUCAUUUGAAUGCCUUUACUUUGCCGUUUGUUCUUUAAAUCCAUCACGGUCACUUGGACAAAUGUUCAAUAGUAUUAUUGAAAAUAUACUGACCAAUAAUGGAACCAAUGCGUAUUCCCAAUGCUUUCUUCCAACAACAAGAGAUGAAAUUGUGGAUCUUGUGGUUGCAAGUGAAUACAGUGCAGCACACGUUCUAUGCUGCAAAGCUUCAGAUGAUUUAAAUAACAUUUGUGGAUCACAAUUAACUUCGACAUAUCUAUUGCAGCAAGUCAUAAACCACGUUGGUGACCCAAUCAAACGAUGGGUGUUUGCUCUUCAAGCCGAAUUUAAAACCAAACAACACUUCUUGGAAACUGUGUUGGUGGACCAGGAUAUUGUUCCAAUAUCGAGCAUCUAUGGUAGAAUGGUCGAUGACAUUUUGUCAAGUGAGACUGGUAAGCGGGUAAUGCUCCCAGGACAAAUUAUUGAGGCAAAGAAAUUCUUUCUGACCACGCGUGAGUUGGUGAAAUUCAUGAAACAGCAACUAUUCGACAGUUCGGUCAUAUGUACAGCAGUGACAACAGGCUAUAUGUAUAUUAGCCCACGUUUUAAAGAAAUGUUACAUGGCUAUACUGAUAAGACAGCAGCUUUAGACGCAAUGGAAGCGGUCAUAUGGGACAUGGAUAUGCUCAUGAAGGACGUAAAAGAUGUUAUACAAGAACAACAUACGAGGAGCGUGAAUGAUCUAUAUAUAACUCAUUUACAAAAGAUAAUGAAUGUGAUGAGUCAGAGUAAACGCUCAGGGUCGGGUCAAACGAGAAAAAAUCGAAGAGAGAAUGUUGAAGCACUUUUGCAGAAUGUCAUAAGCAUUAUGACUUCCAUGAGUCAGGGAGGUGCUGAAUUGCCCAUGAAUUCCGAAUAAACAGGGUUACUGUCAACAUUGUACUUGCAAUUUCUGUAAAAUAUUUCUUGUGAAUUGUCUUGCCCGAUUCAAAUGCUCCGAGUAAUGACACACAAUCAGGUAGUUUGUCUGAAAUAUUUGAUUUUUAUAUUGCACUUAUAAAUAUUGAAACGUUUUAAUAACAGUUUAAGGCAAAUGUGCUUCCAUGCGAUAUACAUGCACGUAUGCAAACCGUUAUGGUAUGUAAUUAGAAUGUGUUGCAUAUAUUGUAAAAUCAGUCUUGAUGAUUAUGGUUUAAGGCAUAUACUGAUUUAUAUUAAGCAUUGGGUAUAUGUCGAAACUCAUUUGUUUAAGUAAUUGCAUGAGCGGUUAAAAUAAUGUUUACCUUAAUUUUUAUCCAGUUUUUUGUUGGUCAUGUGUGUAUCUGUACAUCAUAGAUGCAUGAAGUUUUUUGUAUCGCAUAUUCAAAUAUACCGAUUUAAUUAAUGAUAAUGUAGCUGUUGUUAAGCUAUUUUUCCUUCUCAUCUCAAUCGAUCCUCGUGUUUUCAAAGAUAACUUAAGUGUGAUUAUUUAACAAACAAUUGAUGACAGUGAACAUUUCUGUGUGAAAAUGUACUUUUACUAAUUUAUACUAAUUACAACUCUAUGUGUCAACCUGCUUCUGUUGCAAAUCAACUGUGAACGCGUACAGCAGCAGUUCAUUAUCAUGUUUUAUCGCAUAAGAUUCAUAACUUAUCCAUCAAAAAUACAAAAAUCGACAUCAAAAUUAUUUACAUACAAUAUUUUGUUAAUUCAGAUCGCUUAUUUUUCUUAUAGGAUGCGAUGCAUCAAUAGCAAAUCUGCAUUUCCAUACGUAUAUUUUCCAGUUAAUCGUUAGAAAAGUUACGGACGGUUGUUUUAAAACACAAUCUUGCUGUUUGAGUUUGAUUUUGGAAUUAAUUGAUGCUUAAAUCUUUUUUGGAAUCAAGAGAUGCUUAAGUUAAAACCAAACAUAUUAUCGUCUUGUAAAUACAGAUAUUUCUAAAUACCUUUUUGGUAAAAGAUAAGUGUACAAUAGUCUUCGUAAACUGCAUUCUGCCAUAAGCAGUAGUAUGAAUUUAGUUCGGUGGUACUUUGUGUAAGCAAAUGUAAUCUUACAAAGCACGAAUCAGUUUAUUAUCUUCAUGUUCACGCUAUAUAAUAAAAUAAUUUAUAUUUUGACAAA